Messenger RNA from Pseudo-nitzschia multistriata, 1757 nucleotides. The record is from the annotation of a GenBank genome assembly. Lineage: Eukaryota; Bacillariophyta; Bacillariophyceae; Bacillariales; Bacillariaceae.
CAUUGCCACACCAACAUCCAAGCGGAACAACGACAUUGUCCAGCCGCGGAACUACUCCCAGAGUGUUGAACGAUAUAGUAUUCUCGCAAGAAUCAACAUGCAACUGUGCAAUGCACCUCGCGUUUCGCUCUUGUCCGAGAUGUUCUCUCUGGAGGACAGCGAAGCGGACGGCCACGGCGGGAGCAGCAGCAACAAUAGCAACAACAUCAACAUCAACAACAACAGCAACAGCAACAAGAAGCGAUCGGGCAACCGGUGCGAUCCGCACCCAGAACACGAUCGCGAGCUUUUCCACGAAUGGGAAGGACCGUCCACGGGGUCUCCCUGGGCUGCGAGGCAAGAAGCCUUCCUGCCGGCCACCGAGCCCGAACAGGUUGCUCUUUCCGUGACCGCAUCGUACUCCACUUCCCCGAGUUCCUCGUUCGGGAUCCCCCCUUGGUCGUCGCCAAUGGUGCCGCCGCCAUCGCCGCCACCGGAAGAAGCCCACCCUCCACUGGUGCUGUUUUCGAGAAGCAGCAGAAGCCAACCAAGCACGAAGGACCUUCCCGUCCUCCGACCCCGCAACGCCCUUCGGAACGCCCCUCCCGCCGUUUGUCCGGGGCAAAGGAUUCGAAGGAGCAGUCCCACCGAGAAGAUCCGUAGCCCCCCGGGCGGCCUUUCGCGGGACGAAAACGGGAACAAUCAGCAGUUUCCGCAGCAGCAGCAGCAGCAGCGACAAGAAGAGCAACAAGCACGAGCAAAGAGCUCGUGUCCAGAGACGUCCUUGUCCCUGUCCUUGUCCUUGGGCACCCUGGCCCAGGAGUACGAAAAAGACACGCUGCGGAUGCUGGAACGCAUCCAGAAGUCGCGCUCCUUCGAGCAAACGGCCAAGCAAAAGAAGCAGGAUCUGCGACCCGGGAACUGCCCCGCCGCAAAGACGAGAACAAGAACGCCGACAAGGACUGCCCCCACCUCGUUUCUCCAGCACCCACAACCCCCCGUGGAAUCCAUCGCGAGCGAGGCGGCGCCGUGGAAGGAAAACCGCGGCGUGGACAGCCAAAAGCCCGGCGACUUUUACAUUGGAGACGAAGAGGCCGGCGACGGCUUUCUCGCCGGUGGCCACGCUCCCGCGCAGCAGCCGCAAGAGACGACUCUGCUUCUUGGCCCGGGAGGCGUCGGGCACGAGCACGAGCGCGAAACCGGGGAAGACAUUUUUGAACUCGACCUCUAGGAUUCCGGGCAUUCCUUCCGUCCGCACAAGACAAACGCUCCAUAGACCGGGGACAUUUCAUAAACACACAUACAUCGCUUCCAAACGCCAUCGCCGCCGCAUCGCAUCUUUGGAUGCAUCGCUACCACCGUCUACAAUUUUUACUGCACCGCGAGCAAGGCAUUUGCUCCAACACUCAUUCCACUCCACGGACCACACAGAACCCCCAACACCGAUAGACCCCUCUGCACGCACUCCGAGCACGCCGCCUCGGUUGCAUGAUGCACUUCGCUACACUAUUUUUGGAAACCAAUCUCGCAACGACACAAAACAAAUGAAAAACGAACACAUGGUUCGUCUAGAAAAAACACAAACCACGAAAUAAUAUAUUAUACAUAAAAUAAAUCAUUACGACGCUACUGUGGGACAACUCGGAGUUUUUCGUUUUCGAUGCAAUCCACCAUUGGAAAAGCCUUUGCUGUACCCAUGCUAUGCUCGCACAUUCCAUCGAAGCGUACGGUACCCGUACCUCCAAAGCUCUAACGCGGAACAAACCGCACGGCACGCC